UGGUAUAAAUAGUGACGUCACACCACACAAAACGAAUCAGCCACCAACAGCUGUUGAGGUGAAUGUUAAUACUGCAGCCAGAGAGGCCACUUGAGUAACCCUCCUCCCCUAGCUGGGUAUAUAGAGGUAGGUCUCACCGCAACAGCAACCAGUUCGCCAAAGAAAUGGCUGCUCUACUGGCACUUAUAACUGGGUGUUGUUUGUUUAGUUGGUGUUUUGCUACACUGGAUAUCGAUACACUCGGUAGGACGGUAGCCGAAUUAAAACUUAAAGUAUCAGAUUUACAAACGGCGAAGAACAUAGACAGGCAAACGAUACGUCAUCUAGAAUCACAAUUACAGAAUCGACGAUCAAUUUUAGAGAGUUUAGAAAGGGAUCGUACUUAUCUUAACAAGUUGGAGAAUCAAUUGAGAGAAUUGAAAUCCGAAUUAAGAAGAUUUGUAGGAAUUAAAGAAAGAGAAACCGAAGUUACUGGUGAAGUUAGUUCAUUAUGGCUACAAACAGAUUCGUUGAGAGAAGAAAUAGGUGCUCUAAGAAGGGAUAUACAAUCGGUUAAGACUAGAAGAGAAGAAGACGAAGUGUAUCUGAAUCAAGCCAAAAGUAAUCAAGUGUCUAGUAAAUGGGUGCAACGUAAUUUAGACGAAUUAAGGAAUCAAAUUGCAGACGUUGCAAGAGCCGUUAAUCUUUCGGCAUCGUUAACUCAGAAGCAAAAUGUCGAUUCUAAUCUUAAACUGGUGAGGAAAGAUUUUCUAACUUUUCGUAAAGAAUUAGAAGAAAUGAAAGCUGCACAAAAGAGGAGUUGGGCCGGACAAAGUUUAACUCAACAAGAUUUAUCGGAAUUAAGAUGGAGGAUACAGAAAUUGUUAGUGGCACAAGCUCAUCAGAAUAAGGAGGUGAAUUAUUUACGUGAAGAAAUAUUACGGCAUCCAUUAAACGAUCCAAAAAUGCUGGAAAAGAGUACAGAUGUACAGAACGGCGGCCAUAACGAGAACGAACACAAGAAACGUCACCACUGGAAGGCAGAACUCUCUUCGCUGAAGCAAACCGUAGCUAAAAUGGCAAUAAAUCAAGCCCACCUAUUAACCGAUUUACAAGAAACGAAACAAGGGUACACUGACUUGAACGCAACCGUUCAUCACAUCAAUCAAGUGACCGACAGACUGUACAAUCAAACAAUGAAUUGGCAAUCGGAUCACGACGUCUUGCUUCAAGAAGUUCACGAAAUUCGCGAAAGAUUCGAACUUUUAGAAGAAGAAUCGUCUGAAAACCGAGAAAAGAUCCAUAGCAUUAACCAUUCUGUUGCUAGCAUCGAUAAAUUACACGAUUCGACCAUGCAACUCUUUAAAACAAUGGGAAUCAUGGAAGAUAAGUACGAUAAAAACAUGCACGAUUUACAGAAAGAAAUGUCGAAAUUGGAAUAUGUCGUUUCACAAGUACAAACUUCUUAUGAAAUUCUUCACGAAAAUCAAGCUGAUUCAACAGAAACUUUGAGGAAUUUAAAGAAUAGAUUUACUCAAUUGCAAUAUCAGAUCGACGAAGAUCGUGUACGUCUUGUAAACGUACAGCAUCAAUUGGUGAACAAAUCGUUAAAUUCAUGUUGGGAACGUAACGAUCUGACUGAAUUACAAGUGAAAAUGAACGGAUUAGAAGAAUCCACGAAAGAUAUCCUUAACAGAUUAAAUAAAGAUAAAGAAGAUAUUGAAUACAGCGAAGAUUACACUCCCGACUGUUCAGAAAUUCGUAAUGCUGGAAUUCACUUAAUAAAAUCAACACAAGAUUCAAUUGGGAGCCAAGUAUACUGCGACGGUAAUGGAUGGAUGACGAUACAAAAGAGACAGAGCGGAGGAAUUAACUUCAAUAGAGGUUGGAUCAGCUAUAAACAAGGUUUUGGACAUCCUUCCAGUGACUUCUGGUGCGGAAACGAAUUGCUGUACAAUUUAACCAACACGGGCAAUUACACGCUUCGCAUCGACAUGUGGGACGUUAAUGGUGUUCACACACAAGCCAUUUACGAUCGCUUCAGAAUUUCUUCGGAGAGUAAUAACUAUCAGUUACACAUUACGGGAUACCGUGGCACGGCGGGUGAUGCCCUCAAGUAUCAUCAGGGUAUGUUCUUCAGCACGUGGGACCAAGACAACGACUCUACGGAUGUUAACUGUGCCCUAAUCCAUUCUGCUGGUUGGUGGUAUAAUAACUGCCAGAAUGCAAAUCUGAAUGCGGACUAUAGAAAUGGACUAGUCUGGUACGAUCCAGAUAAAUUAGAAAGUAUUCAUCUCAGCCGUGUCGAGAUGAAAAUCAGAAAAUGAACUCGCUGUAUUGUAGAUAGAAUUAAUUUAUUUAAUAAUAAUAAUUCGUAUACCGUCCUUAUCGAUACCAAAUUGGUAUCGGUACAGAUCGUUUCUUUUAAAAAUACGAGUGCCAAAGAGCUUACGUUUUUUUUAUUAUUAUUGUGCAAAAAUAUGUAAUAAAUUUGCUCAGAAUUUCUGUAAUUUUUUCAAUACUUUACAGCUUUAUCGAGAUCUCAGGAAUGCAAUAUUGCAGACAUUCAAUAUUGUAUUGUUCAUAAUAUAGUGUUCAUUUCUUCUUCUAGUGUUUCAUCUUGUAAAAUUUAAUGUUAGAAAUCCAUCAAAAUAUCAUUUUCGUUCCUAUUAUGUUAUAAAAAUCACAUAUGUAUACUGUAUUUCGUGCAGUGAUUUACGUUCAGUAUACGAAUUUCGUGGCCAAUAUUAUGUACAGAUAUAAA
This is a messenger RNA of Centruroides sculpturatus (bark scorpion), 2743 nucleotides long. Its product is annotated as protein scabrous-like. Lineage: Eukaryota; Metazoa; Arthropoda; Arachnida; Scorpiones; Buthidae. The record is from RefSeq and is a predicted model, not a curated record. The coding region runs from base 165 to 2306 and encodes 713 amino acids. The transcript has 4 exons.